This is a messenger RNA of Benincasa hispida (wax gourd), 2569 nucleotides long. Its product is annotated as Zn-dependent exopeptidases superfamily protein. Gene Ontology annotation, cellular component: plasma membrane. Gene Ontology annotation, biological process: protein processing. The record is from RefSeq and is a predicted model, not a curated record. Lineage: Eukaryota; Viridiplantae; Streptophyta; Magnoliopsida; Cucurbitales; Cucurbitaceae.
CUAAUUUAUUUCGAUCAUACUCGAGCUAUCUCAUUUUGAUUUUCUCCUAUGUCAGAAGGUCAAGUCCAUUUCAGGGACCUAUUCAUUCAUCUUCACUCUUCGCAGAGCUGAGGUCCCUAAGAACGGAUUGCGAUUCGACGCAGAGGACAGCCAAACCAGAUUCCAUGUCUUCCCAUUUUCUCUACCUCCUCCUCUUCGUUACUUCCCUUCGUCUCUCUUCAUCAGAUGAACACUCGAUGGAGUCGGUUCCUGAUCUUCAAAAUUCAAUGUACCUAGCAGUUGAUGGUUACCCAUGCAUUCGAUUACUUAAUCUUUCUGGUGAAAUCGGCUGUUCAAAUCCUGGACGAGAAAAGGUUGUAGUUCCAAUGAUUAACUUCAAAGAUGCUGAUGAGAUAUUGCAACCAUCUGCAGUUUUAGUUUCAAUGGAUGAAAUCUCGAGUUUCUUUACUAGACUACAGGAUGAUUCUCAUUUUGCAAAUAACGUUGGUGGUGUUUUAAUCAAACCAGGAACUGAAAUGCAAAAUAGUACAAAAGGAUUUUCUCCGGCCCAAAAGUUUCCACAAGCUUCAUUUGCUCCUUACAAAAAGAUUGACUAUGAAUGGAACCCAAUUGGAUCUGGAAUUAUGUGGAAUCAAUAUAACUUUCCUGUUUUCUUAAUAUCUGAGAGCAGCAUUUCGUCUAUACAGGAAGCUGCUUCAAAAAAUGUGAAGAAUAAGAAAGAUUACAUAUCUAAUGUUGCUGAAUUUGAUCUGGUGAUGCAGACAACCAAGGCUGGAACUCAUAAUUCAAUGUCUUGUUUGAAAGAAGUAACAUGCCUUCCGUUAGGUGGAUACAGUGUCUGGUCAUCACUUCCUCCAAUCAAUACCUCUUCCUCUGAUCAGUCUAAGCCGGUCAUUCUCACAGUGGCUUCAAUGGAUUCUGCCUCUUUCUUCCGUGAUAAAAGCAUUGGUGCAGACUCCCCCAUCUCUGGCCUGAUUGCGUUGCUGGCUGCAGUUGAUGCACUUUCCCAUGUGGAUGGAUUUGAUGAUCUUCAUAAACAGCUUGUUUUUGUUGUCUUCACUGGAGAGUCCUGGGGCUAUCUUGGUAGUAGGAGAUUUUUGCUUGAACUUGAUUUACAGUCUGAUGCUGUCAGCGGCCUUAACAAUAGGUUAAUUGAUUCGGUUUUUGAAAUUGGAUCUGUUGGAAAGAGCUCCAGUCAUGGUUUUGGAAAGUUUUUCGCUCAUAUGACAGAGGUUUCAUCUUCCAAGAAUGAGACAUGGAACGCCUUGAAGCUUGCUCGAGAGUCACUUCCAUUAGAGAACAUAAAAGUCUCACCAGCUAGUACUACAAAUCCAGGGAUACCGCCAUCUUCCUUGAUGGCAUUUCUGGCAAAGAACCCUCAGAUCUCUGGGGUGGUAUUAGAAGACUUUGAUACUAGCUUUACCAAUCAAUUUUACCAAAGUCACCUCGAUGAUUUACAUAAUAUAAACUCAUCGGCUAUUGAAGCAGCUGCUUUACUUGUUGCCCGAACUCUUUACAUUCUUGCAACCAACAAAAAGGAAUUGAGUAGUUCUGCCCUAACUGCUAUCAAAGUGAACACGUCGUUGGUUGAAGAGCUUAUAGGAUGUCUCCUUAAUUGUGACCCUGGUCUCUCUUGUGAGUUGGUGAAGAGAUAUAUUUCUCCCUCCAGUGUUUGUCCAAACCAUUACGUUGGUGUUAUCCUUGAUGAACCUUCGUCUACUCCUUAUCCUGGUUAUGUUCAUGAUGUUUCAAGAUUUGUUUGGAACUUUUUGGCUGACAGAACAUCUAUUCCUAAAGAGAAUACUAGCUCAGUCUGUUCACAAAAUUGUGACGACAAAAGUGAGGUGUGCAUUGGAGCGGAGACUGGAAAAGGAACUUGUGUUAUAUCAACUACCAGGUACAUUCCAGCAUACUCAACAAGAUUGAAGUUCGAAUCUGGAUAUUGGAAUGUGCUUCCUCCAAAUUCAUCUGACCCGCUGGGGGCUGUCGAUCCAGUUUGGACAGAGAGCAAUUGGAAUACCAUAGGGCUCCGGAUGUAUACCAUCCAAGCUACUGCUUAUGAUCGAUUUGUUUUACUUGGAGGCAUUACUACCACAAUCUUAGCUUAUUUUGCAAUAGUAGCCGUGCAAAGCUCCAUUAUAAAGGCCUUGAAGAGAGAUUGAUAGUGUUUUAGGUUAAUUAAUGGAACUACUAAAUGAAAAGGCUGAGAAAAAUAGGACAGUUAGAUCAUUUUCAUGCUAGUUGCAGAGGUGUUGUAUUGUUUAAUUUUGCAACCCUCUUGUCUCCCAUUGGCGAAUGGCCGGAUCUGUUGCCUUUGAAGCUUUACAUGUUAGUUCACAAAUGAUUGGAGUCUGGACGAGAUUCUGUAUAGUUGCUUCUUUAUCUGUUUCCAGUUUGUGAUUCUUGUAGUUAAUCUUCUCUCAGGUGCAGCAUCCACACAUGAUAUACUUGCCUGAUCAUUACAGAAACAGAAAAGCCAUCGACAAAGACAUUUCUGUAUAUUUGAUUGAACAGUUUAUUGGAAUUGAAAAUAGACAGAUAAUUCAACUGUUCUGGGCACCAUUUUUAA